Botrytis sinoallii is the source of this 1740-nucleotide messenger RNA. RefSeq lists its product as uncharacterized. Gene Ontology annotation, biological process: transmembrane transport. Lineage: Eukaryota; Fungi; Ascomycota; Leotiomycetes; Helotiales; Sclerotiniaceae. Gene Ontology annotation, molecular function: transmembrane transporter activity. The transcript has a single exon. The coding region runs from base 1 to 1740 and encodes 579 amino acids. The record is from RefSeq and is a predicted model, not a curated record.
AUGGAUCGAAUAAAGCGCGUCCUGUCAAGGCCAAAUGCGAAGCCAUACCGCACGAAACAUAUCAACGAUGACCAGCCAUACAUAAAUGAAAAUGGGCAUCUGGAUUUCGGACCAGGGGAUAUCGAGAAUCCAAAGAAUUGGUCGACCACGAGACGAUGGUAUAUUACCGUGGUAGCAGUUUUGCUCGUCGUAAAUGCAACGUUUGCAUCGUCAAGUCCAUCGGGAUGUUUGACAGGAAUCGAGGCAGAAUUUAAUAUCUCUGCCGAAGUCGCAGCGUUGGUCAUCUCGGUGUUCCUUUUGGGAUAUUGCUUUGGACCUUUGUUCUGGGCUCCAUUAUCAGAAUUCUUUGGACGAAGAUGGAUCUUUUAUAUCUCGUUUACCUUGUACCUGGCAUUCAAUUUCCUCUGUGCUUUCGCCAAUAAUUUCGCAGCUCUCUUGAUAGGACGAUUCAUAACCGGUACCAUGGCCAGUUCGCCACUUUCAAAUGCGCCUGGAGUUCUCGCCGAUAUUUGGGGUCCUGUGGAAAGAGGGAAUGCAAUGGCUUUGUUCUCAAUGAUGACCUUCGCUGGUCCAGCUUUGGGUCCUGUCAUUUCUGGCUUUCUCGAAUUGAAGAAGGAUUGGAGGUGGAAUUUCUACGUCAUCUUAUGGCUUGCUGGUAUCACCGAACUUUUGAUGUUUACCAUACCAGAGACUUUACCUUCGAAAAUAUUAGUAAACAAAGCUAGGAGAAUAAGGGCAUUGAACAUUCCAGGUUACGAAAACGUCAAGGCUCCUGUCGAAGAUAGCGAUCGCACAUUGUGGCAGCUUUUCAAGGUCGCACUCAUCAGACCAUGGCAACUCCUCGUCGACCCAAUCUCGUUCGCCGUUGCGGUUUACUUAUCUGUCGUGUAUGCUCUACUGUAUAUGUUGUUCACCAUUUAUCCUAUCAUUUUCCAACAGAAGCGUGGUUGGAAUUCUGGAGUGGGAGAACUACCAUUGAUUGGGACAAUAAUCGGAGCCUUCAUAGGAGGUGUCGCCAUCUUUAUGGUGUCUUCUCGGGAUAGAAAGAAGUUGGAAGCUGGUCAUAUCGGAGUAGCAGAGGAUCGUUUACCAGUCGCAAUGGCCGGUGGAAUCAUUUUUCCAAUCACCAUGUUUUGGUUCGCGUGGUCUGGAAAUUAUAAUGAAGUGCACUGGAUUGUUCCCACUCUUGGAGGGGUAUUCCUCUCCACUUCAAUUCUCCUCAUUUUUGUCGCCUAUCUCAACUACCUGACUGAUACAUACCUGAUGUAUGCCGCGAGUGCCGUUGCUGCAAAUACUGUUUGCAGAUCGGCAGCUGGUGCCGCAGCUCCAGUAUUUACAUCAUAUAUGUUCGAUGCUCUCGGCGUCGGUGGUGGUGGCUCACUAAUCGGUGGAAUUGCCGUUCUUCUCGCUCCGAUCCCCUUUUUGUUUUAUAAAUAUGGUGGAGCUAUCCGAGAACGAUCUAAAUUCGCACCCACGCCUACGAAGAAACCUUCCAUUGGAGAAGCUGUCGGCAAUGAAAAAAAUCGCGAUACUGCUCAACCUUCACCAAACAGAACGACUCAAGAUAGGACCAGUAUCAGCUCUGAGUCAUCAUCAAGUAUAGCAAGCAUGCCGACUUCCCCACGUGAAGAUACUUAUCAUCAAGAAGGAUAUAUUGAGGAGGGAAUGGGAUAUGGACGAGUAGCACUCCCUAGUGAUACGAGAGCACAUGAUGCUGGACAACUUGCAAGCGAGAAGUAA